This is a messenger RNA of Nestor notabilis (Kea), 652 nucleotides long. Its product is annotated as zinc transporter 9-like. The transcript has 6 exons. The record is from RefSeq and is a predicted model, not a curated record. Gene Ontology annotation, cellular component: nucleus; membrane. NCBI's taxonomy places the organism in Eukaryota, Metazoa, Chordata, Aves, Psittaciformes, Psittacidae. The annotation marks the transcript as partial. Gene Ontology annotation, biological process: zinc ion transport; positive regulation of transcription by RNA polymerase II; transmembrane transport. Gene Ontology annotation, molecular function: monoatomic cation transmembrane transporter activity.
GUAUGGUUUCACAAACAUGCGCUAUAUUGCCUCCCUGAUUAGUGGAGUGGGCAUUUUCAUGAUGGGUGCAGGACUUUCUUGGUAUCACGGGAUCAUAGGUUUACUCCACCCUCACCCUAUAGAAUCUCUUCUCUGGGCAUACUGCAUUUUAGCAGGGUCAUUGGUAUCUGAAGGAGCUACCCUUCUUGUUGCUAUAAAUGAAAUUCGCAGGAGUGCUCGAGCCAAGGGUCUGUCAUUUUAUCAAUAUGUUGUACAGAGUCAUGAUCCUAGUACAAAUGUGGUGUUACUGGAGGAUGCUGCAGCAGUUCUGAGUGUGGCCAUAGCUGCUACCUGUAUGGGUCUGACUUCUUUAACAGGAAACCCUUAUUAUGACAGUGUGGGGUCUCUAGGUGUUGGAACCUUGUUAGGAAGUGUGUCAGCAUUUCUCAUCUACACUAACACUGAAGCCCUGCUAGGACGAUCCAUUCAACCUGAACAACUGCAGCGGCUCACUGAGUUACUGGAAAGUGAUGCUGUAGUAAGAGCAAUUCAUGAUGUUAAAGCCACAGACCUGGGAAUGAACAAAGUGAGAUUCAAGGCAGAAGUAGACUUUGAUGGACGGGUUGUUACUCGUUCUUACCUGGAAAAACAAGACAUUGAACAGCUGCUACAA